This is a messenger RNA of Platichthys flesus (European flounder), 3486 nucleotides long. It is a transcript of the gene inka2, whose product is annotated as inka box actin regulator 2. Lineage: Eukaryota; Metazoa; Chordata; Actinopteri; Pleuronectiformes; Pleuronectidae. The transcript has 2 exons. Gene Ontology annotation, cellular component: nucleus. The record is from RefSeq and is a predicted model, not a curated record. Gene Ontology annotation, molecular function: protein kinase binding; protein serine/threonine kinase inhibitor activity. Bases 266 to 1597 code for a protein of 443 amino acids.
GCGCGUUAUCAUUUUAUUUUUUUGGAGUAAACACGUUUUCGUCAUCAGGGGCUUGUUUUUAUUUAUUCCAGCCUUUUGCGUCAUUACGAGCCGAGCGCGCAUUCCUUAGCAGGAUUUGCGCAUCUCCAGUUGCGGCUCGUGGUUUAUUCAGGUUUUUGUUUCUGCCCGGGAGGAGGCUUCCACACACCAGUCAUGCUCGAGCUGAGGCUGUAGACGCGUUUCUUCUGAAAUCCUCGUGUUUUCAACCAGGGCAGAAAUCAGGACGAUGGAACAGCAGCAGCAGCAGCUCUCCAAGCCAGAGAGCAAAAACAUGGACGCGUGUCUGAGGCGACUGAAGCAAGAAGUGCUGUCCAUGAAAGAAGCCGGAGAUGGCCUCCACGCUCAGAUGAAUUCCAUGAUGGGAGCCCUCCAGGAACUCAAGCUCCUCCAGGUUCAGACAGCUCUCGACAACCUCGACAUCUCAGGUCGGGCUAUUAACCGAGGGAUGCCACAUCCAGCUCCAUCAGCUGCUCCCAACGCAUCAGCUGCAGCAACUACAGCUUCAGAAACGGUUAACGGGUCCUGCUUCAGCCAGAGCCUGCCAGUGGAGCCCAGCUCAAGUCCAAUGUCAAGUCCAAGGAUGUCUCUUGAGAGCAGAAACACCUUCAGCAGGGCUGGCCCUAGCAGAAGCAGCAUGGGAACCUCGUCUUCCUCGGCAUCCAGUCUGCAGAGUGAGGGUGAGAGCAACUCAAUAACAGCAAGAAAUGAGAAUGACCUUGAUUCAACACCCAAACGUUGGUCAGGAUACAUGGCCCCCCAAGUGGACUUCUACGGACCAAUGGUGGGAAACCCCCCACCUGAGCCCUACCCUCAACCACAGGCUCAUGCUCAUGCUCAGGCUCAGGCUCAGGCUCCGGCGGUGGAUCUGCCUGGCAUCCUGUACAGCCUCUCCAGGGAGGGCCCUUCGCUAGACAGCGACUAUUCCCAGGACAGCAAAGAUGAUCCCAGCGACUGGACCUCCUCGCUCAUGAGCCGUAGCCGCAACCGUCAACCGCUAGUGCUGGGCGACAACGUCUUCGCCGACCUUGUGGGUAACUGGCUGGACUUGCCCGAAGUGGAGAGGGAGGAGGUGGAAGAAGAGGAGAGGAGGAAGAGGAGAGAGGAGAGGACAGCAGAUGGUGAGGCAGACAGACCGGACACCCCAGCUCAUCCUCUCCGCCUCAGCCGCUCGCAGGAGAUCUGCAGGAAGUUCUCGCUAACCACGAACAUCUUCAAGAAGUUCCUGCGCAGCGUUCGGCCGGACAGGGACAAGCUGCUCAAGGAGAGGCCGGGCUGGAUGGCUCCCGAGCAGCCAGAGGGCGACCUCUUCAAAAGACCCAAAAAAGUGGUUCCUAAGAAUUCCAAAGGCAGCUUCUACCUGCCGUUCUGGGCAAAUGGACAGCAGGGCAAAGGCAGGCCCUGUCCACUUCAAGCAGAAGCAGAGAGGAACCACCAACAUCACUUCCCCCACUUUUGCCAGCAGCCAUUUGCAGGGAUUUAUUUAGACAGGAGACAGCCAGAGACUGGUCUGGACAAAAUGCAGCCCUUGUUUGACUACAACACAGCUGUGUGGGUCUGAGAGUCUCAGGCCAACUCAGCGCCAAUGAGGCCAGACCAAGUGAGUGACAGGUGCUGGGGGAAAUUGGCUGAGCGGGAGCGGAAUGAAUGAAUGACUGAAAGGACAACUGCAAAACUUGGAUACAGUUAUCUUCCAAAAGUAAACCUUUGAACUUCACGUCCGCAACAUGACUCUGCUGCGAACGAGAGAUAAUCAGGGCAACACUUUGUCUGACAAUCCUCAAAACUUCAACCUUGUUUGCUGUGUAUGUCUGAGCAUGUGAGCGUGAGCUGCAGCGUGACUGAAACAGAGAGAAAGACUUUUAUGCAAGUUUUGUAUUAUUCAAUGUUUAUCAUGUGUGUAUGCAUGAAUGACUGGUUCUUAUAAGACGGUACGCGGAGAAGACAUCUUUCUCAGAAUGUCGCCUCAUUACGGUUCUUUAUAAAAGACGUCCACAGACUUUCACUUCUAUGCUACAGGACACACGCCCAUAUCUCACUUCUUUGCAUCUAUGAAUAGAAACGCCAACUGUCGCAUUGCAUGGUUACUGUUUUUAUAGAUGAUGCUACAAACAGCUGUUACUGAACGCACUGCCACUGAACACACUCCCUUUUGUUUCCAAACUUCGGAAACUCAGGUUUAAACUCAUCCUGUCGGUCUCGUUCACUUUGCUCUGGGUUUGAAUGCAACACAGGAGGAAGCUCUGGGACGCUGCCACAUUUUCUAUGGGGUUUAUACACAGUGUAGAGGAGUCUUCCUUCAUUUCAUUUAACCCAGUAAAACAGCAACGCAGUGCAUGCCUCGUCCAAAGAUUGCACAUUCAGCUUGGAGAGUUUGAUCAGCAGAGUUUUGCUCGCUGUCAUUUUUAGAAAACACUUUUAUUUAUUCUCGCCGCAGUGGAGACGCAGUACAUUGUACAUUAACUGUGAGGGGGGGGCUAAGAUGGCCCAGCCAACCACGAGUACCGACUGACUGCCAUCUGGUACCAGGACAUUAUGUAAAGCUUGUUCCGCCGAACACUGGAAGAAGACACAGAACAGUUACAGUUAAUCCCGAAGCUCUGCAGAUGAACUGAACUACAGGGAUUGUGUUACAAACUGUAUAUUAAAAGGUGAAGACAUUUCAGGGCAAGAACAGUGAUGAGACGGUUGAGACUGGAGGUUGAGACAUUGUACAUAUUUGCCAUCAAGCAACCGGCAGCAAUAACAGACAUUUUCUGAAAUAUCUGAUCGCAUGAUUCUCAUUAUUCUGCACAGAUAAAUGUGUGUUACAGUUACAUUACAGUUGUUACAUGACACGUGAACAAAGCCACCACACUUGUACUCAAACCACAGACUGACAAGUUCCUCUCUAACCUACAAUUUCUAUUCUGUUGUAUCUUAAUAAUCUGUUUCAGUGUUUCUAUCAUUUCAAGCAGAUUCAUAACAGUUACAAAUUUCAGGAUUCCCUCAGGUUUACAGAUGACACUGCCCGCUCUCACUCUAAAACGCUUGUUUUUAUUGAGGACCAUGCAAAGACAAUCUGAUACCCCAUUAUAUUGUAAUUUAAAACAGACAGUCCAAUUCACUCAAGUUUCAAAUGUGAAGCUGGACCAAUCAACUUAGUCUGAGGGGAUUAGGCUUUGGGUCUUUCGAGUGUCUUGGCCGGUCGAUCCAUAUGGUGUCGUCUAAGUAUUCAGGUCAAUACAUAACACAUAUUCAGAGGGUCCAACACACACACACACAAAGUUUCUGCUGGGUCAGUUGUGCCAUGAGACACAGUCUGAGAUAACUUAUUACACGGUAUGUGUACGUAAACAAGACAUUUAUUUCUUCCUAUUUACAUUUGUGUGUUUUACAGAACUGUUGUUGAUAUUUUUUCACCAGGGUUCUGCGAACCUUCGGUAGUGAUUCUGUGUCGCGUGCACUGUA